AUGAAUCUAGCAAAUUAUUCCUACUUCUCUGGCAUGUGCAACAUGACCGCAGAGCAAUCACCUGCCGAGGCAAGUCCUGUUGUCAUGUCUCCAAAUGUGAGCCUGGACUCGCCGCUGCCUCCGCCGCCUUUGAUGCUACAGGCCCGGUCAAAGGAAAGCAUUUUGAUCAAGUCCGAGCCCCGAGGAAACAGUCCCAACACGGAGGACGGAGGCGCUCUGGGUCAGACUGAAGAGCACCUGCCCACGGGGAGCCGCAGGAGGAAGAGGCCCGUCCAGAGGGGGAAGCCUCCCUACAGCUACAUCGCUCUCAUCGCCAUGGCCAUUGCUAACUCCCCGGAGAGGAAGCUCACCUUAGGGGGCAUUUAUAAGUUCAUAAUGGAGCGCUUUCCUUUCUACAGGGAGAACUCGAAGAAGUGGCAGAACUCAAUCCGCCACAACCUCACGCUCAAUGACUGCUUUGUGAAGAUCCCCCGGGAGCCCGGCAGACCAGGUAAAGGCAAUUACUGGACGUUAGACCCCGCAGCUGAGGACAUGUUUGACAACGGAAGUUUUUUGAGGAGAAGGAAAAGAUUCAAGCGCACAGACGUUAGCACAUACCCCGGUUACAUGCAGAGCUCCAGCGCUUUUACGCCAACGCCAAUGGGAAGGCCUUCGUAUCCAAACGCCCUGUAUGCCGGCAUAGGGUCAGGUUACGGCUCUCAGCUGACGGCCACAUCCCCACACCCAGCCAUGCUGCAUCAUUACCAGACCUCUGCUGGAGUCAGCCAAGGACAGCCGCGCAUGUUCAGCAUCGACAACAUCAUCAGUCAGCAGACGGUUGUGCAGAGCGGCCCAGGUGGGGACCUCAACUCCCAAGCGCUGGGGCUGGGUGGAGGCGAUCUGAGCACUAUGACCUCCAGCUGCUCGGUAACCGGCACCGACCCGUCUGCUUGCUUCCAGACUCAGACUGUCAACCCGUCAGCGAACAUGCUGAGCAGAAACAGCGGGAACCUUUCAUCCAACCUGACCACCGGGUACCCAUAUUCCUCUCCGGCGUCUCCUCCAAAUCUACCCACCAUGACCCAGUCCGGAUUCUCCCCGGGCAGCUCCCAAGUGUACUGUACGAGCAACCGGCUCUCCCUACCGGCAUUGCGCCCGAGCUCCUGCGCCGAGCACUCGGAGCAGCUACUGGGCCUCUCCAGCCCCAUGAACUACAACAACACUUACAUGAGACAAGCCAACUUUGCGUCAGGAUUAGAGCGGUAUAUGUAAGAUGAAAACCAAAAACUUAAUUGAGUGCAGACAGGAAGGAUUCAAGACCUAAAUAGCCCAUUAAAGGAAAAAGCCCCAAAUUAAUCAGAAGAACAGCUUAAAAAUAAUAAGUCCAUAUUAUUCAGUCAGCAUAACAAUAAAUGAUAGAUUUAGUUCACGCUGGAAUUUCGGAAUUUAAUUUUUGGCAAGCUCAAAAGGACAUGACACAAUAAGAC
This is a messenger RNA of Neolamprologus brichardi, 1466 nucleotides long. It is a transcript of the gene foxe3, whose product is annotated as forkhead box E3. Gene Ontology annotation, molecular function: RNA polymerase II cis-regulatory region sequence-specific DNA binding; DNA-binding transcription factor activity, RNA polymerase II-specific. NCBI's taxonomy places the organism in Eukaryota, Metazoa, Chordata, Actinopteri, Cichliformes, Cichlidae. Gene Ontology annotation, biological process: anatomical structure morphogenesis; cell differentiation; regulation of transcription by RNA polymerase II. The record is from RefSeq and is a predicted model, not a curated record.